ACAUUUUUACUGACUGUUCUAGUUAAUUUUCCCAUGAAUAAUCAAAAUCAGAUCUUCUGUGGAUUUAGUCGAUCCCCACUGGAGCUUCUUUGGUUCCUCAAGAAAAAAACAGCUUCUCAUUGUCGAAUUGCUAAUAAGGAGGAGAAAUGGAAGAAGAGUCAGUCAUCCUGCAACUACCCACUUCAGCAUUUUGGUCGCCCAAACAACUUCUUCCUCUGUAAGCGCCUGCUCUUGCUUCUUCAACUGCUCGCGUUAAUCUCCCAUUCUGUUUCAAGCCAAGCGUGGGAUGGGGUUGUUGUCACUCAGGCAGAUUACCAAGCACUUCAAGCCUUCAAACACGAGGUAAUUGAUAUUAAACGGGUCUUGCGGAGCUGGAAUGACAGCGGCUAUGGAGCUUGUUCAGGAGGGUGGAUUGGGAUCAAGUGCGUCAAAGGGCAGGUUAUAUUGAUCCAGCUCCCUUGGAAAGGAUUGGGUGGGCGAAUCUCUGAGAAGAUAGGUCAACUCCAAGCACUUCGAAAGCUUAGCCUUCAUGAUAACAACAUUGGGGGUGUGAUUCCUUCUUCCCUGGGCUUCCUCUCCAAUCUCAGAGGAGUUUCUCUCUUCAACAACAGACUGUCAGGUUCAAUCCCUCCUUCACUCGGUUCAUGCCCUUCACUUCAGACUCUUGAUGUUAGUAACAAUUUGCUUACUGGAACAAUCCCUGCUAGUCUAGCCAACUCUACUAAGCUUUACAGACUCAACCUUAGCUUCAACUCUCUGACAGGUUCGAUACCUCCUGCUGUCACUGGUUCCUCUUCUCUGACCUUCUUAGCCCUCCAAUAUAACAACCUCUCAGGUUCUAUUCCUGAUAAUUGGGGAGGUACCAAAGAUGACAAAUAUUAUCAGCUUCUGUCCUUGACCCUUGAUCAUAACUCUUUUUCUAAAAACAUACCUGUUUCUUUGAGCAAGUUGGUAAGGCUAGAAGAGAUUUCUUUAAGUCAUAAUCAGAUCAAUGGAACCAUACCCAGUGAAAUCGGGAGGCUUUCGAGACUCCAAAGAUUAGAUUUGUCUGCAAAUGCCAUUCAUGGAAGCUUCCCUGCUAGUCUCUGCAACCUCUCUUCCCUUGUUCAAUUGAAUCUAGAGGGCAACCAUCUAGAUAAUCGAAUCCCAGAAGAUGUGAACAGACUACAUAAUCUCUCCAUUCUGAACCUGAGUAGAAACCAGUUCAACAACCAGAUACCAGUGACUGUUGGGAACAUCUCCAGCCUCACCCAACUUGAUUUAUCCCAAAAUAGACUCACUGGAGGUAUUCCAGCUUCUCUUAUCAAUCUGACUAACAUAAUUUCUUUCAAUGUGUCCUACAACAACCUUUCUGGUCCUGUUCCCUUUCUCUUGUCUGAAAAGUUCAAUUCAACCUCUUUCCUCGGGAACCUUCAGCUGUGUGGAUACAGUGUUUCAACCCCUUGUCCUUCUGCUCCACCUCCAUCACUGGAGACUACCAAACCCUGCCACCGAAAAUUAAGUGCCAAAGACAUAAUUCUCAUAGCCGCAGGAGCCCUCCUGGCAGUUUUGCUGUUAUUGUGUUGUAUCUUGCUGGGCUGCUUGAUCAGGAAGAGGGCUGCUUCUAAAGCGAAGAAUGGUGAGACAGGCGGAAGGGCUACUGCCACAAAAGGCGAGAAGGGUGCACCUGCUACUGGAACUGAAGUUGAAUCAGGGGGUGAAGUAGGAGGGAAAUUAGUCCACUUUGAUGGGCCAUUGAUGUUCACAGCUGAUGAUCUUUUGUGUGCUACAGCUGAGAUAAUGGGGAAGAGUACUUAUGGGACAGCGUAUAAGGCAACAUUGGAGGAUGGGAGUGAAGUUGCAGUAAAGAGGUUGAGGGAGAAGAUUGCGAAGACUCAUAGGGAAUUUGAAGUGGAAGUGAAUGCACUGGGGAAGAUUCGACACCCAAAUCUUUUGGCUCUCAGGGCUUAUUACUUAGGACCCAAAGGAGAGAAGCUUCUUGUGUUUGAUUUCAGGCCUAAAGGGAGUCUCGCAUCUUUCCUCCACACUCGAGGACCGGACACAGCGAUCGAUUGGCAAACAAGGAUGAACAUAGCCAUGGGCACAACAAGAGGCUUGUGGUACCUUCACACGAAUGAGAACAUAGUGCUUGGGAACCUGACCUCAAGCAACAUACUUCUGGAUGAGAACAUCAAUGCCAAGAUUGCAGACUAUGGCCUCUCUCGGAUUAUGACUACUGCUGGCGCGUUAGGCUACCGUGCACCUGAGCUCUCAAAGCUCAAGAAGGCCAAUACAAAGACAGACGUCUACAGCCUUGGAGUGAUCAUACUGGAGCUCCUUACAGGGAAGUCCCCAGGUGAGGCAAUGAAUGGUGUAGACUUACCCCAGUGGGUGGCAUCUAUCGUUAAGGAGGAAUGGACUAACGAGGUCUUUGAUCUGGAGCUGAUGAGUGAUGCAUCAAUAACAGGUGAUGAGUUGCUCAAUACCUUAAAAUUGGCUCUGCAUUGUGUUGACCCUUCACCAGCUGCAAGGCCAGACGUUCAGCAAGUGCUCCAGCAACUGGAAGAGAUAAAGCCAGAACUAGCUGCCAGUACCAGCUCUGGAGACGAUGGUGCAGGAGUUCCAUCAACAAGUGAAUAAUGGAGAAUUAAGUUAUGGAUUAUGACAAGGACAAACUAGGAGAAUGAGAGUAGUUCAUAAUUCUUU
Messenger RNA from Telopea speciosissima, 2685 nucleotides. Its product is annotated as probably inactive leucine-rich repeat receptor-like protein kinase IMK2. Gene Ontology annotation, molecular function: protein kinase activity; ATP binding; protein binding. NCBI's taxonomy places the organism in Eukaryota, Viridiplantae, Streptophyta, Magnoliopsida, Proteales, Proteaceae. Gene Ontology annotation, biological process: protein phosphorylation. The record is from RefSeq and is a predicted model, not a curated record. Bases 34 to 2619 code for a protein of 861 amino acids. The transcript has 2 exons.